AUGGGGGUAUCUCAAAAUGUUCAAGCUUUUGUAAGGGUUCCGCAAGUAAUUUCAUUAUUGUCUUUUCGAUUUUUUAUAAAAAAUAUGAUUGAUUCCAAAGAUGAUCAAUUUAAUAAAUCUAGUAAUUGGAAAAAACGUCCCCGUCAAAUCCAGAAAAAAUGGAAUACUCUUGCUAUUUUUAAAGAUGAAAAAAUACUUUUAAUGAAGUUUGAUAACCUGGAAAUUGAAGAUAUUAAAUCAAAUAUUCAAACAAAUGUAUGUGAAUCUUAUAAAUAUUCUGUGGAUUCAAAUAAUAUUAAUUUUUCUGUGGACAUUUUUAAUACUUAUAAAAAAUCAUUCAAGAUUAAACAUAAUUUAAAAAGUGAAUAUUGGGAAUUAGCUGCUCAAGGGGAACAAGAAACGCCAUUGCAAAAAUAUUAUAGAUUAAAGUUUGAAACCGAGGACUUGUUACAAGAUUCUAUUUUUCAAAUAGUGGAUGAAAAUGAUCAUAAUAAAAAGCUAUGGGCUAAUAUUGGAUUUCUAAUACAAAACAUAUUAAACAAAUUGUCUGUAAAUAGUGUUGAUGGACAUUUUAAACUUUUAAAAAGUUAUAAAAUUACUAAAAUUUUUAAUUUACUAAACUUCAUUAUUACUAAUUAUUUUGAAAAACAUUUGUGUAAUAUUGACAAAAAACAAUUAAUUUUCAUCAAUAAUAUGUCUAAAGAUUUGAAUAUUAAAGUGACAUUAAAAGAUUUAAAACCUAGUACAUUAAAAACUGUACAAUUACAUCAAAUAUCUCAAUUAGAAGAUCGUAUACAAAAAUUAGAAAAAAUAAUUGGACCUGAAAAAUCAACUCUGAUGCGCUUAGCUAGUAAAAAUAACAGUGGAGAAUUAGUUGAAGCAGUUAGCAUGUUAAAGGAAUUGUCCAAACUUAUUUUACCUCAAAUUAAUGUAAUUGAAUCUAGAGCUUUUUACUUGCUACCAAAGUUAAAACAGAUAACUUCAAAAUUAGUUGAUAAAAGGUUAGAAGUAAAUAAAAAAACUAAUAAACUCUUUAAAACUAUUAUAAGAGCAAGAGAAGAAUCACAUUUGUUACCCCAUGUUAUACAAAGAAUGAACAUUUUAGAUACUUUUCGUCAUAAAGUUGAGACAUUUGCCAUAACAGUGAACAAUCUUAGUACUGAAUAUUCAGAAACUUCUAAGACUCUCAAGAAAAAUGAAUUAUUAAUUAAUAAUAUUGAAAUACAUAUACCUAAACAUUUAACAAGCGUAGUUUCCAGUUUGCAAUCUUUAGAUACUCAAAUAAAAGUAUUUGCUGAUCAAUUGAAAAAU
Molecule: messenger RNA, 1311 nt
Organism: Melanaphis sacchari
Lineage: Eukaryota; Metazoa; Arthropoda; Insecta; Hemiptera; Aphididae
Exons: 9
Biological process (GO): mitotic spindle organization
Cellular component (GO): dynactin complex; cytoplasm
Source: RefSeq, a predicted model, not a curated record